AUGUCGGCCUACUCCGACGAGCCGCCACCCCGCCCUCAGGAACGCCGUCGCCAGAGACGGCCCCCUCCUCCUGACGACUACGAAGGCGAGGACGACGACUAUUCCUACCGCUCUCCGCCGAAGCCUCGCGACCGCUACGAGGAGCCACGGUCGAGCGGUCGCGACAGGAGGAAAGACAAGUACGACGCCAGCGAUGAGGAUGACUAUCCGCGUAGGCGUCGACAUGAGCGUCGCUCACCGCCAACCAAGGGGCGGGAUGAACCUGACAUCCCACCUCCCCCGAUUGGACAAGACAGAAAACACAAAAGCCGCAGAGAUCCAGCCGAAGACGAUCCUCCUCCAGGUGCCAUCCCUGCACUAGACACAGAGGCAGAUAUGAAUGGCGGACCUGGACGUGAAAGUUCCCGUCGCCGCAGCAGACCUCCCAAGGACAGCCGAAGCCCUCGCAAAGAAUACAGAAAUCCGCCCAAGGACCAAGGGCCAUUUGACGACGCAGAAACCAUGGCGGAACCAGUCAAAUCUUCCAGAUCAAGGCCUCGAGGCGGUUAUGGUGACGAAGAGCCUCCACGGCGAUCCAAGGGACGUGAUAGAGAGCGCGAGCGUGAGCGAGAGAAGCCUCGCUACGACGAUGAGCCUCGUCGGCGGAGCAAGCGUGAAUCGUACAAUGAUGAUCCACCGCCGCGAAGUAAGCCUUCAAGGCGUGAUGAGGAUCCCAGGCGGAGACGCAAUCCUUACCCUGAUGAAGACAGUGAGCCCGAAUACAUUCCCUCCUCUCGUCGCCGAGAAAAGCCCAGCAGAUAUGACGACGAGAGGCCUCGUAGAUAUGAUGAUGGCUACGGUACAGAACGACCGCGCAGGGCUCCCCGAGACGAUCAUUAUGACAGAGGUAAGCAUGAGAGCAAUGGGAAGAGAACCCCAUAAACAGCUUUCGCAUUCCGCGACUUCGCAAUUCUAUAAUUGCGACAUUGGCUGACGUGAUAUCCCUCUGACGCAGGCUACAAAACGGAUAGUCGUGACUCCAAGCGCGACCGCCACCGAGAUGAUGACAGACGCCGACCCAGAGACGAUUAUGAUGACUACGACCGCAAACGGAAUUCACGCUCAGGCCGCAAGGGAGGUCCAGAUUAUCACGAACUGAUGGAGAAGGGGCAAAAGAAUUGGAAAAAGGUGGAGCCCAUUGCAAAGCCUCUUCUCGCCCAACUUGCAAAGAAUUAUCUGGGCAACGGCAGGCCAGCCUAA
Molecule: messenger RNA, 1239 nt
Organism: Lecanosticta acicola
Lineage: Eukaryota; Fungi; Ascomycota; Dothideomycetes; Mycosphaerellales; Mycosphaerellaceae
Source: the annotation of a GenBank genome assembly